GCCGUUUUGGUCUCUCUCCCCCCGGGGAGCGAGCACUCGGCGGCGAAGGGGAGGCUUGGGGCCAUGGCCGGGGGCGACGAUCAUGGUCGCACCCUGCCGCUCCUGUCGAGCGAAGUCUCCAGCCAGUCCCUGCUGUCGCCCAUGAACCCGGACUCGCCGUGCGGCGACGAGGAGGGCCAGCCGGGCUCCCAGCCGGGCUCGCCGACGUCCGCGUCCGCGGCUGAGCUGGAGCUGCCCCUGUGCCUGAAGGUGUUCGUGUUCGUCGUUUUCACCCAGGUGGUGCAGGCGUUGAUGUCGUACGAUGGCGGCGCUACUCAAUUCAGCACAGAGCAGCUUGGAUCUUCUGGCUGGUCACCUCUUGAGCUUGGAAGCCUAGGCGCGAUGGACAAGAUUGGCCAGGUGGCGACUGCGUUUGUCUGGGGCGCUCUGCUCAUGCGCCACGACAACAAGAUAAUGCUGGCAGUCGGACUGUUCUGGAAGGCGCUCUGCUGCUUUCUCUUCGGCUACCUGCAGUGGCAGCGCAUGACGGCAUGGAAUAAGUGCUUGAUGCUGGUUGUGAAGCUCGGCAUGGGCAUCUCGGAGGCCCUGAUAAGCGUCUGGGCCACCGUUUGGGUCCAGCGCAUGGCGCCCCCGGACGCCCGCGCCCGCUGGCUCGGCCUGGCAGGCACCUCGGCAGGGCUGGGCAACGGAGUCGGCUCCGGCGUGGCCAGCCUGUGGGAUCCCGUGAUGGCCUUCUUCCUGCAGGCGGCGAUCCUGUUUGCCAUCCUGGGCGUCCUCGUCCUCCUUCCGGGGCGGGCGUUCAGCUUCAAGAGCGCAGGCGCCGACCUCGCGGGUCUCGACGGAGACGAGCUCCAGGAAGGCGAGGCGAUGCCCGUCAUGGCCCGGCGCAUCAGCAACCGUCCGCAGAUGUUUCUGGCGACGGAGGCGGCUUACAGGAGCACCCAGUCGCACACGGUCGUCAUAGAGAGCGUACGGUACCCCGGGUAGCUGCGGGCCUGCAGCCCAUCCCGCCACCGUGCCUGCCUCGGGGCCCCCCCUCGGUCCGUCUUGGGGCGCUCCUGGGCCCGCGAGAGGAGCAUCACGCGAGCAGACUCUCCGCGGUGCGGGAGGCACGCCGGGAGUCCCGGGCGAUUCAGGAAGUCGGGGCCCGGGGCCCUGCAGUGUUCACCCUGUGGGCCGAGGGCUGGGGAGCACCAAGGGGCCCGAGGGCACCUCAACUCGUGCCUCGCGGCACGGUGGCGGAUUUCUUGGACGCGAGCCUGGAGGAGCAGGACACGCCCAUGCACCGACUGGGGGUGGACGUCGGCGCGCACUACAAGGUGCGGCUGACCAGGGACGACGUCAGGAGGGGCGGCACCUGGGCGCGGUUCAAGAUGCGCCUCCUGGACGACAACGCGGUCACGUUCGAGAGCGUCCGGCUGCCCGGGCACUUCCUGGACGCCCGGAGCAGCAGGGCGAGGGUCACGCAGGGCGACCCGUCGCGCGUCUGGGCGCAGUUCGUCCUGGACCGGGCGUGGAACGCGGGGCCCGUGCACAUCCAAGGUUUCGGGGACCACAAGCAUGGAUACCUGUCCUCUGGCGAGAAGCGAGGUGAUCAACGGAGGGUAACAACUUGCCUCAAAGAUGCCCCGGCGGCGGGCGACCAGUUUUUGUUGCAGGAGGCGUCGGGGGACCACGUUCGCCGAGGGUCCUUGGAACCUCCUCGG
Molecule: messenger RNA, 1706 nt
Organism: Prorocentrum cordatum
Lineage: Eukaryota; Dinophyceae; Prorocentrales; Prorocentraceae
Source: the annotation of a GenBank genome assembly